UGUGCGUGAGACUGUGCUGUCGACAAAAACCAAAACUACCUUAUUAUCAUCUUAUCUGCACCACUGGGUACGUUUUCUUCUCCUUCUUCCUCAAAUCACAAAAUGCUCUCUAUUUCUUCCUUCUGUUGCCGCAACCCCAGUAGUAUUUGCUCCAUUCAUCGUUGAAAUUGCUGGUGUUUGCUGGCUGAUUUUUUAAACGUGUUUCCCUUAUUUGAUGCACUGAGAGGAAGAUGCACGAAUUCUCUACCGUCGAUGGUUUUAUGGAGAUAAGUGAAUGCAUGGCGGAUAUGAUCAAGCAUGUCGCUAAUGAACCAUCCAUGGGGCUUUACUUUAUCCAACAACAUGCUCAAAAUGCAGUGCCGAAUGUUGUCAAAGCUGACAAAAACGUUGUUGAAAAGGUUCACGAAACCGCUUUGCACACUGAAGACUUGGAGGACUCUAUUACGGCGGUUCGAUCAAUGAAAGAGUGUGGAUUUUCCAUAGUUGAUGAAAUGAUAGGAGACAUAAACAAAUCUCUUGAAAUCAUGAAAACCAAAAAACCAAAAAAAGGGUUAAUCCAUUCAUCCACCUCAACCCCAAGGUCUCAGACAGAAAGAACUAAAUUUUGGGGUAAUAGUUCAUUUUCCGCUCGGGAAGGUGAUGAUAAAAAGAGUAACUAUUUUUCGAAUGCUUUAAAGACGGCGAAAGAGAAGGUUAGCAAUCUCAAGUGGCAACAGACUGACGAUAAAGGACCAAUAUAUUCCAAGGAAGAGAAGUCGCAAGAUCCUGAUUUGCCGUUAUCGAUCACAUCAGACGGUAUAACUUCAUCUUUACAGGCUGCUGAACCUGAUGAAUUGCCUGUAUCGAGCCAGGUUGAAGAUGAGUCUCAACACUUGCAUUCGGAUGACAGCGAGAUUAGCAUUAAGUUGCUGUCAUUAUCAGAAAGGUUUGACGACUUUAAAGCUAAUAAAGAAGCGAAACUAGAAGAGUGGCUUGAAGGAACCAGCAACUAUGAUGAUUAUUGCGAUACCGAUGACGAAAAAAGAGUUAAGAAGCUUGUUGAGAAUGGCGAGAAGAUAAAAGAUGGAGACAGUGGCUUCUAAAGUGAAGUACUAUAAUGAAUGCAUGCAGUUCAGUCGGGGAACUUCGAGAAAGCCCGGUAGUAGAAUAGCAUGUUACUAUAUUUCAAGUGAUUGGAUUUUAUUUUAGUACUUAGAACUUUGAGAAGAUUAAAGUCUUGUAAAUGCGAAAUUGACCAGGUUGUAUAAUAUUGUAGUUGAAAUGUUCAGGGGUUAUUGUUUGUGACUGAUAGACCAUAGCUGUGAUAAAAUUGAUCUGGUAAUAAAGGGGUGUACUAAGAGUUCCAGACUACAAA
This is a messenger RNA of Lathyrus oleraceus (garden pea), 1354 nucleotides long. RefSeq lists its product as uncharacterized. The transcript is spliced from 4 exons. Bases 231 to 1082 code for a protein of 283 amino acids. Lineage: Eukaryota; Viridiplantae; Streptophyta; Magnoliopsida; Fabales; Fabaceae. The record is from RefSeq and is a predicted model, not a curated record.